GGUGGAACGUGAAAGAAGACCAUCAGGAAACCGAACAAUGAAGACUGUUACUGCUCUGCUUCUUCUUGUCAGUUUGGCUGUUGUUGCUAUUGAAGGGCAGCAUAUAAAAAGCCAGAGAUGUGUGUGUCUUGGUGCUGGACUCAACAUGGUGAAGCCAGCGCGGAUUGAGAAGAUUGAAAUUCUUCCUUCAAGUCCAUCCUGUGGACGUAUGGAAGUCAUUGCCACGCUGAAGAAUGGAGCUGGAAAACGAUGCUUAAAUCCAGAGUCCAAGUUUACUAAAAAGAUCAUUGAGAAGAUUGCAAAAAAUAACCGGAACGCUCGGUAAAAUGGAUGAAGUGGUUCAGCUGAAGUGUCAAGAUUGUGGCCAGUCUGGAGUUUAUUAAAAUAUGAGAUUUUUUAAUGUGUUACAAUAUAAUUUAUUAAAUGUGUUUUCCCGUUAGCUUCAUUUAUUUAUUCGGAUUGUCUCUGUUUAUUUAUUGUCUGAUCAAAAACUUCAAAUAAAACUUG
This is a messenger RNA of Danio aesculapii, 507 nucleotides long. RefSeq names its product chemokine (C-X-C motif) ligand 11, duplicate 1 (gene cxcl11.1). The transcript is spliced from 4 exons. Gene Ontology annotation, cellular component: extracellular region. NCBI's taxonomy places the organism in Eukaryota, Metazoa, Chordata, Actinopteri, Cypriniformes, Danionidae. The coding region runs from base 38 to 325 and encodes 95 amino acids. The record is from RefSeq and is a predicted model, not a curated record. Gene Ontology annotation, biological process: chemokine-mediated signaling pathway; neutrophil chemotaxis; inflammatory response. Gene Ontology annotation, molecular function: chemokine activity; CXCR chemokine receptor binding.